GCUGGCUCGAACGACGGAUGAACGGACAACAGCCCACUUGACCGCAGUCAGACGAGACGCGUCUUUUCAGAUCACAGUUUCACCUCGAAGAAGGGCAACAUCAGAGCUGAAGAUAUGGCCUCAGAUCAGAAGGUGGUGGCCGCCCUGGGUCGACCUUUCACCCUUGGAAUGCUGUAUGAUGCUUACAAGGAUCAACUUGUCACAGGCUUCACAUUGUGGGAUAAAAAAACUCUAGAAGAACACAGGUCUGAGCACUCUCAGCAGACCAGUACAUUUGAAGUUACUACAUCUGAUUCCAUAGAAUCCAAGUCCAAACUGCUCAGUGUUGAAGCUUCUCUAAAGGCCAGUUUCCUGAGUGGAUUGAUUGAAGUUGAAGGUUCUGCAAAGUAUCUGAACGAUCAGAAGAAAUUUAAGAAUCAGAGCAGAGUGACGCUUCAGUACAAAGCUACAACUUCCUUCAAACAGCUGUUAAUGACCGAAAUAGAAUCCAAGAACAAGAUGAACACUGCUGUCCCUAAUAAAGAGUCUGCAACACAUGUGGUCACUGGCAUACUGUAUGGGGCAAAUGCUUUCUUUGUAUUUGACAGUGUGAAGUUGGAUGCUCGCAGCGUUCAGCAGAUUGAGGGCAGCAUGAAAGCUCUCAUUAAGAAGAUUCCCACACUAGAAAUUAGUGGGAAAGUUGACAUACAGCUGACUAAGGAAGAAAAAGCCCUGGCAGAUAAAUUCUCCUGUAAGUUCAUUGGAGAUUUCAUUCUUCCCAGCAAUCCUUCAACAUUUUUAGAAGCAGUGCAGACCUAUGUAGACCUUCCAAAACUACUGAAAAACAACCAAGGCACUGUUGUUCCACUGAAGGUCUGGCUGACACCACUGAAGAAAUUUAUACCCACAGCUGCUGAGCUGCGGGGUAGCAUCAACACUGGACUUCUGAGGAAAGCUGAGACCGCUCUAGAAGAUAUCAAGCAAGCAGAGAUGAGGUGCAACGAGUGUCUGGAUGAUGAAGUGGUGCAGAAUGUGCCUCAGAUUUCAGAGAAGUUGAUGAAAUUUAAAAAGAAUUGUCAAGAUUUCAAGUCUCAACUCCAGCAGACGAUGGAGAAGGAAUUUCCUUUGACUCAUAAAGGUCAAAAAGAAAAUGGUUCAGUAGAAAAGCUCUUGAAUGACAGACAGAAUUCACCUUUCAGUAGUAACAACUUAAACAUCUGGAUGGACAACAGAGAAAGAGAAAUCAACAUCAUCAGGUCCUGUGUGGAGAUGAUGAAGGCAGGAACCAAUGUGAGGAUGGUUCCACGUCAGUCAGAUCUGGAUAGAGAGAUUCUGGCUCUAGGUGUAGAACAAGCACUGUGCUUCGUUUUCACCUCUGUGGAACAUGUUGACCCUUACAUGGAGCAGAUGGUUCAGUACUUAGAUAAACAUGACCCAUGUGAUAAGAACGUCCUUCUGUCAGCACAGCAGCCAUGGUACAACUCAAAUGAGGUUUUCAACAAAAUGAGAGGAAAAUCUGCAGCUUUGCAUGAUUUUGCAACCAGUUUGAAGAACAACAGCAGAUUCCGUUUCCUUGUAACAACCGCACCAAAUAAUAAAUACCAGGGUGCAACCAUCUACCAUUACAAGGACGGUGUUCUGGUCACUGAAGAUUUCUCACAGCCCAGCAUCCCUGAUGUUAAGAAAGUCACUAGCCAAAAAGAUUUGUCCUGGUAUGUCUGUGAUCUCACCAUGGACCCCAACACUGUAAGUGGCUGGCUCACUCUGUCUGAUGGAAACAAGAAGGGGAUUUGUGGAGAAUGGAAAUCCUAUCCUGAUCUUCCACAGAGGUUUGACGAACGCCCACAGGUUCUAUGCACCAAGGGACUGACUGGACGUCACUACUGGGAGGUAGAGUGGAGUAAAGGAGGUGACAACGAAGUUGGAGUGGGCGUUGCGUACAAUAGAAUAAAAAGGAAAGGGAGCAGCCCUGAAACUGGGCUUGGAUCCAAUGAAAUGUCCUGGUAUUUUGGUGAGAAUAAAGGGUGUCUUGAAGCAUGGCAUAAUGGCAAGGUAUGGAGUGCUCAUCUUCCAUCUUCUAGAUGCCAGAGAGUGGGGGUGUACCUGGAUUGGCCUGCUGGUACUCUGACCUUCUAUGAUGCCACCUUUAAAUCACUAAAACACAUCUACACCUUCACCACCACAUUCACUGACCCCGUUUAUCCAGGCUUCUGGAUAUAUAACAAGUCCAGCUACGCUUGUUUGUGUGCAGUGUAGUAAAAACCAGAACCAACCACUGUUUUGCAUAGUUGUUUCAGGGUUGUGUUCAUACCCUGAAUAUAAAACUAAUCUAUGGUUUGUCAUAAUAAGCCAUUUUAGCCUUUUUUUCUCUUUAUAAACCAACAACUCUUUCAGAGCUUCAUGUAGUUCAGCCAAAGACAGCAAUGAGUCUGGACUUGAGGUUUGUUCUUCCUUUAACUUUGGCAAUGUAUAACUCUUAGUAAAAUGCUUUAAAGGUCAUUAUUUCAUUUAUUUCAUAGGGAUCAUGAGUGAUGUUCUUUUUCCUAAUGAUUAUUAUUGAAUGGGUAGUUUGUUUUUCCUUAUUGCUUUUUAAUUGUUUGGCUAAAAAGAGUUUCUUAUAGUAAAGCAAUGUCUGCUUGUAGGGUUUUCCAAUGGUUAAAUAUUUGUCUUAUUGAUUCUACGUACAUUCCAAGUGACAAUCUUCAGUGGUGUGAUAAAUUACCUGACUGGUGUGUAUAACUAGUCUUGUGUGCUUAUUGUGUGACAGACUUUAGGUGCGUGGCUGAUCUUGAAAUUUGAUGUAAAGUUAUGAACACCUAGUUACCAUUGCAUCUAUCAUUUUCCUGUAACAAACCUCUUCUAUUAAAUCAUUUUUGUUGUUGUUACACAUUCUUUCGUGUUCUAUGUAACGACCUUGUUGGGUUCAAU
Messenger RNA from Betta splendens (Siamese fighting fish), 2907 nucleotides. Its product is annotated as stonustoxin subunit beta-like. The record is from RefSeq and is a predicted model, not a curated record. The transcript is spliced from 4 exons. Bases 115 to 2235 code for a protein of 706 amino acids. Gene Ontology annotation, molecular function: protein binding. NCBI's taxonomy places the organism in Eukaryota, Metazoa, Chordata, Actinopteri, Anabantiformes, Osphronemidae.